UGGGUUUGCAGAGCACUCACAUCGACGCACGUAACCCAGGUGUGCACGGCGGCUCGGGACCCAGGGCCUGAGGACGUGGGAUGCCCUCAGGGCUGCCCAGUCUCGCCGCGGGGCUCCGGCCGCCGGCGCGAGUUCCAGCCCCAGGCCUUCCCCUCCCUUCCGCGUCCGCGGAGGCCGGAGGCGGCCAGGGGCCGGGCUGAGGGGCGUAGCUCGAGGUUUCAUUCGGCGCCAGCUUCUCCUCGCCCCGGUCGCUUGGCCCAGGUUAACUGCGGCUGCUCCGUCCCGGCGGCUCGGGCUGGCCACGCUCGGUGACCCAAGCCCGGCUCAGCCAGAAGGAGGGGCCAGAACUGACGGUGGGCGGGCAGGUCGCCAGUUCCCAGGCCAGGGCCCGCCCUCUGCCCGCCGCCGGGCGGAACCCGGGCCGCCUUGCGGGUCCGUGAGGGUUGGGUGUCAGGCCGGCCCGCUGGGUGGAUCGGGAAGACAGCUUCCUCUUUUUCUCUCAUCCGGUCCCUACUCAGGCAGGCGCUGCGAUUCCGUCGGGUGUCAUGAUCGGUCUAAGGCUGAGGCAGGCGUGGAGACGAGCGGGUCUGCACAGGUCAAGCCAUAUGUUCAGAGAUUGACAGGUGUUUCCAGGGAGAGAGGCAAGAAACUGCACAGCCAGCAGCAGAGCAAACGCCACUUAACCAAGCCCAGUUGAGAGUGCAUGGGAAGCCUGGAUUCUUCUGGAGGGACCCUACAGCCAUACGCAGCCAUGUGUGGCCUAGCUGUACUCCUGUUCAUUUUCCUGACUGGCGGAACUGAGGCUUUUCGCAUCUGUGCCUUCAAUGCCCAGCGGCUGACACUCGCCAAGGUGGCCAGGGAGGAGGUGAUAGAUGCCUUAGUUCGGAUCCUGGCUCGUUGUGACAUCAUGGUGCUGCAGGAGGUGGUGGACUCUUCCAACACUACAAUUUCCCUGCUGCUUAGAGAGCUCAAACGACUUGACAGCGCUAGGCACUAUAGCUUCCUAAAUAGCUCACUGCUGGGACGAAGCACGUACAAGGAGAAGUAUGUGUUCAUCUACCGGUCCGACAAGACACAGGUUCUGAAUUCCUACCAGUAUGACGACUCGGAUGACCUCUUUGCCCGGGAGCCCUUUGUGGCCCAGUUCACUUUGCCUAGCAAAAUCCUUCCCAGUGUGGUGCUGGUCCCGCUGCACACCACUCCUAAGGAUGUAGAGAAGGAGUUGAAUGCCCUCUACGACGUAUUUCUGGAUGUCUCCCAGCGCUGGCAGAGCAAGGAAGUGAUCUUGCUCGGAGAUUUCAAUGCUGACUGUGCUUCGUUGACUAAAAAGCGCCUGAACCAACUGCUGCUGCGGACAGAGGCAGGCUUUCACUGGGUGAUUCCCGAUGGAGAAGACACCACCGUCCGGGCCAGCACCAACUGCACCUAUGACCGCAUUGUACUGCAUGGGCAGGGCUGCCAGAGCCUGCUGCAGGCUGCAGCUGCCUUCGAUUUUCCCAGGAGCUUCCAGCUCACUGAGGAGGAGGCCCUCAGCAUCAGUGAUCACUAUCCUGUGGAGGUGGAACUGAACCGAGAGGCUCACAGUGUCCAGCCCCUCUGCCUGACUAUGCUGCUCUUGCUGGCACUCCUGCCCACUCAUCUGGGCCCGGUGGCCUGAACUGCCCAGGGUCUUCCAUCCAUGGACGUGACACUGACUUUGACUCAAACCUGACCUCCCCUGGGGCUAAACUGCAGCCCACCUGUUUUGUGCUUGGUAGACCACUCCAAGGCUGGGUCUGGGAAGGCAUGGGUGGGUUCAAGCAGCAUUUUGUCACUGGGAUGGUAGAUUGGCUCAAGUGGCAUAGCCUAUCUACAAUAAACACCCCCAUUACUGCUCUCCAAAAAAGGGAGUGACAACAGAUACUAUUACACAGAUAAUUUAUAGCAGAAAAAGCCAGAUUGGAGGGCUAUUACAUAAGAUGUGCCAAUGGACUAUUUUUAUCAUGCAGGAUAUAGGGGUCAAGACCCCAGUAGAUAAAGUGGAUAAGCUUUUCACACCAAAAAAAUGACUAUUCAAACAUAAAUGUGUACAUUAAAUGUAAUCACUUUUACGACUAGAGCUUGCAAAUAGUCUUGGUUUCUGAGAUCAGGCCUCUAUAAAGCUGUCACAUCGUUGCCAAGGCUGGCCCCAAGCUUCUGAUACUGUUUUAAAAUUUACUAUUACUAUUGUACUGGGGGUACACUGUGACAUUUACCAAAGUUCUUAUAUCAUAGUUGAAUUCACUGUCCAUUUGGUACUGUAGAUACUUGUAGGUGACUACAGAUACACACCACCAUUCACAUUGAACCCUUUUGUAGAGACUCAUUCCCUAAGUGAUGUUACAGGAGUCCAGGAUUAGCCUUACCCAACAACCCCUCCUCCAUGACCCCACCUCAGCUUUAGUGCUUCCUCACUUGCUCUCUGGGGGGGUUCAAAACAGUCAACUGGUGUAGUUCAAAACAGUCAACUGGUGUAAAGGUGAUCUUAGCCCCUUAUAGGUUGUCAAUUACAGCCACAUGACCCUCAGUUAUAAGUCUGUUCUGAAAAAGACACCUCCCUACCACAUCUAUCCUUCAAGAAUCAGAUGAAAGCUGAAUACAGGGGCUGGGCCUGUAAAAGAUCAGGAGGAUUAAAGUUCAAAGCUGCCUGGGCCCU
Castor canadensis (American beaver) is the source of this 2674-nucleotide messenger RNA. RefSeq names its product deoxyribonuclease 1 like 1 (gene Dnase1l1). The record is from RefSeq and is a predicted model, not a curated record. NCBI's taxonomy places the organism in Eukaryota, Metazoa, Chordata, Mammalia, Rodentia, Castoridae. Gene Ontology annotation, molecular function: DNA binding; deoxyribonuclease I activity. Gene Ontology annotation, biological process: DNA catabolic process. Gene Ontology annotation, cellular component: nucleus.